AAGGGCAUACGUUGCGUAUAUCUGAAGCUGAAUUGUCGCUUCUUUUGUAGUUAGGACCCGGGCAACAUCCGUUGGAAUCCUUUACAUCCGGUCGGCAAGAGCAGACCGCACACAAGCUCGACAAUUUACGAGGAUAGCAGCUCAGGACUUUGGCAAGCAGGCCCGGCACCAUGGCAACGGGCAACACGAGCGAGCUUUUUCCCUCAAGAAUUCGGGCUGCUGCGUUCUUGGCGUUGUUGACGGUAUUCUGCGGCCCAUGGCAGCUAGUCGCAGCUGGUCGCAUCUGGACCGGAUUCGCCGCUUUUGCCGUUGAUGACAACGGUGGCGGUUUCACUAGCAACCAUGAUGCCGUCACCGCCUUCAGCAGGCCACCAACACCGCCAUCCACCGCCACUACAUCUACGGUAGCGGUGUUCCCCACCUACGGCGGUUAUUACGGCGGCAACUCCCCAUCUCCGCCGCCAACCUACACUCCGGCCUACCCUCCCGUCGUCAUUGACGACUUCACAACACCACCUCCCUCCGAGUCGCCCUCCACCGGCUCCACUGAGCUGCCCGACCCUCCGGCUCCCCUUGUACGACACCCCCCUGCGCCGCUGACCGGGUACGACACUCAGCUCCUAAACCAGUUGUACGGCAACGGUUGGUACCGUGUUCGAGCCUCUUCGGUUCGUUCUGCAUCCGAGGCGGGCUGGAAGGCUUUUGACGGGUUGGUUAAUACUGGAACGGGGCACAUGUGGACGGAUGGUGCGGCUAACCUGUACGACCAGAAUCUGCCGUACCGCUACCUGGGUACGGCAAGUACAACAGUUGGCGAUGAGGAGGUUCAUGGCGAAUGGAUUCAGAUCCAACUGCCCCACCGUGUCGAGGCUGUCAAGUACGCACUUUGGACCCGUGACCGCGGCAUGCAGAAUCGCGGUCCCAAGGAUUUUAAACUCCUUGGAUCCAACGAUGGAACCUACUGGGCUUUAUUGGACGAGCAAACCGGCAUUUGGAACUGGACGCCUGAGGGCCUCGUCUUUUCCGUGUCGGACGCCGGCAACUAUUCGUACUAUCGGUUGGUCGUUGGAUCUAACAACGGCGGCGGCUGGUUGACAUUGUUCGAGAUGUCGUUGUACGCUUAUCCGGAUCCGUCAGAUGGCAUGGAUUUGGUGGCACCGCCGCCCGCUGAGAUUUCCCUGUUGUGAUUAAGGGAAGUAAGAAUGUGAUGUGCCAAAACAAAUAUAUUCUUCCCAACACUGGCUUGUAGGUUAUGAGCCGCAUACUUACGUGGAAUUGUUGCGCAGCGGUCCGUACUCAAGGUUGUACAGCUGAAGUCAUGUUCCAGCUGCCUUGGCCGCAAGAACAAGGAAGGGAAAGGAACGACCCAUGGGUCGAUGGUUCUGUUCAUGUAGGACAAUCCGCAGGAGGUCACGUGAGUAAAUUUAAACCUUGCUGGGGUUGUUGGAUUUAUAAGUGCAAUUUCACAUACGGCAUGAAUUUCAAUUACAUGUACAGGUUUUGCUUGCAUGUCACCUGACGCGCCCUGGUCCACGUUGCCGGUAUGCAUACGGUAUUUGCGAUGAAUAGAGUUAUUGCGUCAAACUGAGGUGUGUACGGCAUAAGGGGCCGCUGGUGACAUUGUACGACAGGCACAGUUGUUGCUGUACGGCAAGCAGGUGCUUUGCCGGAUUGGCGCACACAUGUGCGAAGAUGAAAGAUAUAUGGAACAUUGUUUGCGCCACGGACUCAUUGGAUAGUUUUUAGGGUAUUUUACCGGUAGCACAAGAGCUUGGUUAGGGCGUGGUUAUUAAUUGUAAAUGCUGUGCCUUCUGUCAAUCCUAGAUACCUAAUGUUGCUGUACGUAAAAGUAUGCGGGAUAUGUAUUAUUAAUUCAUGCUGCGAUGUAAACUGCUGUACGCG
Astrephomene gubernaculifera is the source of this 1902-nucleotide messenger RNA. The record is from the annotation of a GenBank genome assembly. NCBI's taxonomy places the organism in Eukaryota, Viridiplantae, Chlorophyta, Chlorophyceae, Chlamydomonadales, Astrephomenaceae.